CACUCUAUAAAUACUCCAGUCGGUUACCACCACCGAUUCAAUAAAAUCUACGGCAAUGGAGACUCCAAGUGGCACCAUCAUCUUCACCACCGUUGGUCGAACUCACUACGGCUUCGACGUCUUCUCUCUCCACAUCAACUCCGCCGUUGAGCGCCGUUUAACAGACGGCGUUUCCGUUAACUUCAACGCUCAGUUCGCCAACGAUAACGGCGAUGUGGUCUUCGUCUCGGAACGAGCCGGGUCUGCCCGGAUUUUUAGAACCCGACCCGGAGAUUCAAAGCCCGAGCAGCUCCCCGGAGCUCCGCAAAGCUUCUUCCACGACCGUCCAGUCAUUACUCAAAACAACAGACUUUAUUUCAUCUCCGCUCACGAGCAGCCUGAUCGUCAUUUCAAGAAUUGGUCCGCGCUUUACUCCGUGAAGCUCGACGGCGAAGAGAGAGAAGUAACACGUGUCACUCCACUAGACACCGCCGAUUUUAGCCCGGCGGUUUCUCAAUCGGGAGAGCUUUUGACCGUCGCGUCGUACGGAUCUCGCUCUUGCGGUGAGUUUCACGAGAUCAACACUGAUAUCGGUUUCAAAGCAUCUGAGCCGGAGACGAGAGUGGUGAUUUGCGAACACGGCGGAUGGCCGACUUGGUCCGGCGCCACCGUUUUCUUUCACCACAAAGCAGAUGACUGGUUGAUGAGCAUUUCCGGGUAAGAUAUACCCAGAAAAUUUUGAGGUGAAUUCCUUUUCCGAUCGAACCCGAUCAGAGUCACUCCUCCUGGUCUCCAUUGCUUCACUCCUGCAGCUUUCCACGACGGGAAACGAAUCGCCGUCGCAACUCGUCGUCGCGGAGUCAAACACCGCCACAUCGAGAUUUUCGACAUUGAACGCAAAACGUUUCAGGCGGUUACCGAGCCACUCAAUCCGAGUUUCCACCAUUACAGCCCCUUCGUGUCUUCUGAUUCCGAGUUCCUCGGCUACCACCGAUUCCGAGGCGAGUCGACUCAGGGCGAGUCCACCGUUCCGAACCUGGAAUCGAUCGUGUCACCGAUCAAAACCCUCCGCUUGCUCAGAUUAAACGGAUCGUUUCCAUCAUCAUCUCCUGACGGUGAUCUGAUCGCGUUGAAUUCCGAUUUCGACGUCAACGGUGGCAUCAAAGUCGCCAAAUCUGACGGCUCUAAACGAUGGACGUUGAUCAAAGACCGUACAGCCUUCUACAACUCGUGGAGUCCAACGGAGCGUCAUGUCAUCUACGCAUCUCUCGGUCCAAUUUUCCGGCCGGCGGGAAUCGCCGUUCAGAUUGCUCGGAUCAAGUUUGAUCCGUCGGAUCUCACCGCCGAUAAAGAAGAGCUUCCAUGUGAAGUGAAGUAUCUCACUCUAGAUAACACCGGGAAUAACGCCUUCCCGUCUUGCUCUCCCGACGGUAAAUCCGUCGUGUUUAGAUCUGGCCGAUCAGGUCAUAAGAACCUCUACGUCGUUGAUGCCGUUAACGGAGAAUCUGACGGUAUACGACGGUUAACGGAUGGGCCAUGGAUCGACACUAUGCCUUGCUGGUCUCCGAAAGGAGAUCUCAUCGGUUUCUCAUCUAAUCGGCAUAAUCCGGCGAACACCGAAGCGUUCGGCGUUUACGUGGUGAGGCCUGACGGUUCUGGUUUGAGGAGGAUCCAAGUUGCGGGACCGGAAGGAUCGGAAGAAGCGGCGAGGGAGAGGGUUAAUCACGUGAGUUUCAACAAGGACGGUGACUGGCUGGUUUUUACGGCGAACCUUGGUGGAGUUAUGGCGGAGCCGGUGGCGAUGCCGAAUCAAUUUCAGCCGUACGGGGAGUUGUACGUUGUGAAGUUGGACGGGACGGGGUUGAGGAGGCUGACGUGGAAUGGGUAUGAAAAUGGAACUCCCACGUGGCAUACAGUGGAUGAUGUAGAUUUGAGUCAGUUGAGUCUGAACGGUCAAGAUGGAGACAAGCUUGAGGGUCAGUUUGAGGAGCCGUUGUGGAUUUCUUGCGAUAUCUGAAUAUUCUCUGUAAUGUUUAAUUAAUAUCGGUAGAUAAAAUAAUAUAUGUAA
This is a messenger RNA of Eutrema salsugineum, 2047 nucleotides long. RefSeq lists its product as uncharacterized. NCBI's taxonomy places the organism in Eukaryota, Viridiplantae, Streptophyta, Magnoliopsida, Brassicales, Brassicaceae. The record is from RefSeq and is a predicted model, not a curated record.